GAUUUGGCGCGCGUUUCUCGUCGUCUGCGUUGCGUUGCCACUCCUGCCCACCCACUCGCUCCGUCCCGUCCAUGUGGCGUCGCCACUCCGCUCUAUAUAAGCCCAUCCCUAACACCUCGCACCCUCUCUGUCUCUCCUCUUGCCGUGUCCCUCUCCCUAGGAGAACCUCCUGACAUGGCCGUGAAAGCGCAAUUCGGCGGCCUCACCGGGUGCUUGGCCGAGGAGCAGAUGCGGGCGCCGAGAGACUACGGUGCGCUCCUGUCCGCCGCGGCGGCCGCGGGCAACAACGGGUACCAGUACAACUGUGCCGGCAUGGUCAGCGGCGCGCAGAGCGAGCUGACAUGCAACGGUGGUGGUGCCAUGUUGGCCUCGCGGAAGCGCGGGAGGGAGGCUGAGCCUGAGAAGUACAUGUCCUCGUCGUCCGCGGCGCUGCUGCCAAUCCCGGUGAUGGCUAAAGCGGUGGUCGUGCAGCAGUCGCCGGAGGCCGUGGGGGCGGCGAGAAGGGUGUUCGACUCGGGGAUGACUUCAACCAGCGGGCGGCCGGCGGCGUUGGUGGCGGACGCGCUCGUGUGGGAACUGUGCCAGCAAGGCGCGGAGAUCGACGCGCUGGUACGGGCCGAGUGCGAGCGGCUGCGCUCCGGGCUGGAGCAGGCGCGCAAUCGGCAGUGCCAGGCGCUGGUGCAAGCUGCCGCGGCGGGUGCGGCGUGCAGGCUAAGGGAGAAGGAGGUGGAGCUAGAGGCCGCGCGCCGGCGCGCCACGUACCUCGAGGAGCGGGUCCGGCAGGAGGCCGCCGAGAGCCAGGCGUGGUGCGGCCUCGCGCGGAGUAACGAGACCGUCGCCGCGGGGCUCCGCGCCACGCUCGACACCCUCCUCCUCCGCGGCGGCGCCCCGGCGCCCGCAGAGGAGGGCUUCGGUGACUCCGACCCAACCUCCCCCACUGCCGCGGCCGACGACGCGCAGUCCUGCUGCUUUGGGGCCAAGGACGCACCGAUGGACGGCAAGUGGGCGUGCAAGGCGUGCGGCGAGAGCGAGGCGUCGGUGCUGCUGCUGCCGUGCCGGCACCUGUGCCUGUGCAAGGCGUGCGAGCCCAGGCUGGACGCCUGCCCUGUCUGCCUCGCCGCCAAGAACGCCUCCAUCCACGUCGCCGCCAACUGAUCGGAUCGUCCUUCCUCGCUGAUGCGAUCAACCAUGGCAUGCCUUGGCUCCGGCGAUGUCGCAAACAAAGUCCAGUUGAGUAAUUAGGCAUUUAGCGGGCUCCUAGAUUAGAUCAAUUAAUUCCGUUAGUUCUGUUCUUGGCGGUGUUGGCAGCGACGUGUUGCGUUCACCCAUAAUGCUGCGAAAUUACCGCCUGGUGGAAGAUUUAUUCACCGUCUCCCCUUCUGCUAAAAAUGGAAACGAGAAAGAGGACGUGAGUGCUACAGCAAUGUAAAAAAGAUUAACCUUUUCGUUUACUGCUUGUUACCAUUGCCAACUUCUCCUCCGGCUGCAACACUCUGUUUCUUGCUCUGUUUC
Phragmites australis (common reed) is the source of this 1512-nucleotide messenger RNA. RefSeq names its product BOI-related E3 ubiquitin-protein ligase 1-like. Gene Ontology annotation, molecular function: ubiquitin-protein transferase activity. NCBI's taxonomy places the organism in Eukaryota, Viridiplantae, Streptophyta, Magnoliopsida, Poales, Poaceae. The record is from RefSeq and is a predicted model, not a curated record. Bases 175 to 1155 code for a protein of 326 amino acids. The transcript has a single exon.